UGCCUGCAGCCGGGGCUCCUUCGCUCAGUGCAGUUGAUGGCAGUGCCGGCGCGCGCCGGGAGCGCAACGCCCCGGGGACCGGAGCCCAAGAUGUGCAAACAGAGCAGAGGCAGCGGCUGCAGCAGCAGCUCCGGAGCUCGGAAGAGGGACGGGGACCGGCAGUGUCGUCCAUCGCUCGUGGCAAGUCUGCUCUCCUGACUUGCCUGCCGUCCUUUCCCUCCCCCUCCCUUCUCCCGGCGCUCCCCCAAAGAAUGUCAGCCAAGUCUAAGGGGACCACAUCCUCCUCCUCCGCCACCUCCUCGUCCGUGUCCUCUCCAGCCGAAGGGGUGCCGCCAGCUUCCAAAGCCAAGGUGAAGGAACAGAUCAAGAUAAUCGUGGACGAUUUGGAAUUAGUCCUGGGGGACCUGAAGGACGUGGCCAAGGAGCUCAAGGAGGUGGUUGACCAGAUUGAUACACUAACUUCUGAUCUGCAGCUGGAAGAUGAGAUGACUGACAGCUCAAAAACAGACACGUUGAAUAGCAGUUCAAGUAGCACAACAGCAUCAAGUUUGGAAAAAAUAAAGGUUCAAGGCAGUGCCCCACUCAUCAGGGCUCCGCCCCAUCCAUCUGCUAUUCUAACAGUAUUAAGGAAACCUAAUCCCCCACCACCUCCUCCACGGCUGACUCCAGUGAAGUGUGAAGACACCCACAGGCCAGUUAUCUCUGCCAAUCCUGUAAAGACUAAUGGGACUCUGCUACGAAAUGGAGGCUUACCAGGAGGACCUAAUAAAAUUCCAAAUGGAGAUACAUAUGGUAUAUCAAAUAAUAAUUUGGACAAAGUUCCGAUGCAACCUCUUAUGCACAGAACUGAGAAAGACAGAUGUCCUCAGGCUGGAACACGGGAACGGGUACGAUUUAAUGAAAAGGUGCAGUACCAUGGCUAUUGUGCUGAUUGUGACGUGCGGUAUAAUAUUAAAAACAGGGAGGUUCAUUUGCACAAUGAAUCUGCUCACAUCCCAGGAAAACCUCCUCAACAGUGUCCUCCCUUGCCACCCCCUCCUUCACCACUUCCUCCUCCCCCAUUAGAAAAUGGAGGAGUAGGCAUAUGUCCCAGUAAUAGCUUUCCCCCUCUCAGACCUGCAACUGUGCCUCCACCAACUGCACCAAAACCCCAAAAGACCAUCCUGAGGAAAUCAACCACAACAACAGUGUGAUUUUUCCCCACCUGGAAAACUGUUUUUGCUUUUGUUUUUUUUCUUAUGUACAAACAUUGAAAAAAGGUAAAGAGCACUUUCUACAAAAGCAAUAAAAAGCCCAAAUAUAUUGCACCCUAUCUUCUGUGAAGUGGCAAAAAAAAUUACAUGCUCCUUCAGGCUAGAAGGUAUCUUAAUAUUUGACGACACAAUAACCAGUUCUCCUAUGACAGAUUUGACAGUGCAACCUCUUUCAGGCAAUACUAAAUAAUAACAACAUGGACUCUCCUUAGAGCACGAGCACCCUUGAGCCUGAGCACAACUGAUAUCUGGUGUCAUCUGCAUUAGUACACCGGCCUCAUUUAACAGCUAUGAGCUGAGUCCUGACAAAAGCCACAGCCUUAAGCACCAUGCACUCUGACAGAAGAAACAAAAGUCAGUUACUUUUCUGACCCAUUGCAGAAACAACAAUUGCCGAGCAGCAUUCCUGUGAUCCAGCCAAAUGUGUUAAACAGAUGUAGCAAAAUGAAAGUUGGAAGCACUUAAAUGGAUCAGGCGAUGCCAAUGCAUAUUGGGUGGAAGAGAAGGCUAUUAUUGUCUCCUGUGCAAAUUCAAAGCCAUAGAAGAGAGACAGUUGAUGCUAAAAUGCUUGGGAAAAGGUUGUUUCCUGUCCUUUGCUGAAACAAUUCAACUGUUACAGCAUGCAUCUCAAUGCACUUCUAAUAUUUGCACUGUCACUUUCAUUCAGGGGAAUGAUGUAAGCCAUCAUUUGCACAGAUGGCCACGUGAAAUUUUAGCCAACAAGAAGAUGUAUGUUGAGAGUUUGAGAGCAAAAAAAAAAAAUUUAAAUUAAAUUUGUGUACAAAAAUGAAGAAAACAUAAUGUUCCUCCAUCACUUUGCAGCUGGAAUCUUUGAAAAAGCAAAUACUUGCUCCUUAGAACUGAGAUAACAAUAAUGAUAACAAGAAAGCAUCAACAAACUAACACGGAUUUUAGAAUCAGUCUAAUUUUAAUACAUUUUUGUAUCAGUAUAACAACAAGAAAUUGACCAAGAUAACUGGUAUGUUCCUAAUGAAUACCGACAGAAACCUCCCAAUUACUAUAAAGGGAGAAAAUGUUUGUAUUACGUAUUUGACACAUGACAUUUUUAUAGCUAAAAAUCUGUUCUUCAUGGAAAAUGUAUCAGAUAAAUAGGCAUUUUCAGUUUAUUUUUCUAAAUAAAUGUCUUUGUAUCAUUUGCAUUUACUUAUUUUUGCUGAUUUUCAUUACUCGACCACUAUUCCCUCUUUCACUAAAAAGGGAAACGUAAAGAGAAGAACCAAAACAUAGAUUUUGCCAUGCUAAAAUCAGAAUGAUUUGCAAACUGAAAGCUUUAAUAUAAAAUGUUGUUUGUAGAAUUAUAAAGUAUAUUUCUAUGGUAAAUACGUAUGGAAAGUAAGAAAGUCUGUAUUUUAAUCUUUACUUUCAAUACAUAGGUUAUUUUUUACUAUUUCAAGGAAGUAUUUAGUUUAGCAUAUUUUAUUGGGGAGUGAUAGAUAUGAUUAAUUAUGUUUGCUAUAGUUUAUAAUGAAGCUAUAUGUACACAAGACAAGACAAGAUCCAGUACCUGAUCUCUGCAUGGUCAAAGGAUCUGAAGGUAGUAUAUAACGCAGUUAGUGCUAGUAUGCAUUUCCAAAAAUAAUUUCCAUAUAUUAGGCCUCUGCUCCAAGUAUAAGUAAUAUUAUACCACACGUGGGACACGUUCAUAAAAUUAUUAAUCCAGUGUUCUGGCUUUUAGUUAGCUAGGAUAGCCUUUGUAUGCAGGUGAUCCGGAUUGUAGGAUUGUGUGGCAUUUUGGAUGGGGCUGGAAGAUAAUGGAUAUAUCGAUGGGCAUCCACAGAAACUUCCCGCUUUUGUCGAUGACCAAAGCAACAGGGGGCUGCAAACUGCACCCCUUUGGGGCAUGUAUGUGAUGUCAAGGAAAUAUAAAAAGGAUCACUUCAGCUUUGAAAGUUUUGGGGUCAUAUAAAUUGUUCCAUUUCCAGUAUAAAGUGUUCUGUCCCCGCUGUUUCUCCUUCACAAGAAGAUCCCAUUCAAUUCUUUAGCUGUAAUCCAAAAAUGGAUUGAUACAGGACCAGUAUGUAGUAUCAUACCUACACUUUCUGCUUAUAAAUGAAGGGCUGGAUAUGGUCCCCAAUUUGUGUUUUAUUUUGAAGAAUACAAUAGAAUCAUUGCAUUGCAUUGAAUGUUGUUUUUUUAAUCCAAAUCUUGAAAAUUUUACAAUGGAUUUCAGGCUACUUUACAAUUGCCAUUUUUCUUCAUCAAUCAAGGCGGCCAUUUCAUUUGACACAGAAAAUUCUAGUAUCAAUUCCCAAAUAAAUUUUCUUAAAAGUUAAAUUGUAAUCCCCCCCCCCAAAAAAAUCUAUUACUUCAGAUAAUAUAUUUUAAGCCUUGAAUAUUUAUUUUCAUACAAUAUUAUUAAAACACACACACACACACACACACACAAGCACGAUAUCGGAGAAAUCCUAAAUUCUAAGAAAGGUCCACUUACUGCAAAAAUAGAAUGUAAGACUCUGUGUAGCAAUGCAAUUUGAUGUUGUAUAUCUGGUUUUAAUUUUAGAAAAUAAAAUAACUUUCAAUGUAGUCUGAUUCUUAAACAUAACACAUGAUACCAUGCAAUUCUUGCCUAGCAGGGAUUUAUUUCCAUGCUGUAACUUGCAGUUCUUAUUACAUGUCAUUGUUGAAUGAGUUACAAUUUGGGGAACGAGAGAAUGAGAAAUUGGGUAAGAUUGUCAAAUACGAUUUGCAAACAGGAAGAGUUGCUGUACUCAUUCAGUGCAGUAUUUUGUUAUUAGUUCAUAAAUUCCUUUGAUGCCAGAAUUGUUUUGAAUAAAAUAUAUAUUUUCCUUUU
This is a messenger RNA of Pantherophis guttatus, 4065 nucleotides long. It is a transcript of the gene PRR16, whose product is annotated as proline rich 16. The record is from RefSeq and is a predicted model, not a curated record. Gene Ontology annotation, biological process: positive regulation of translation; positive regulation of cell size. Lineage: Eukaryota; Metazoa; Chordata; Lepidosauria; Squamata; Colubridae.